GCGCUUGGUCAUAUUACAGUACGACAGUACUACUACCAACGCCUCCUCAAGUUGUGCUACAUACAGUCAAUACGGUGGUGUUCUCUGACUCUGGCUUGGGAACGAAAGGUGUGCGUACUACUCGACAGAUAUGUGUGCGAGCUGCUCUUCAUGGUGCUCUGGAAGGACGUCCCGGUUCGUGGCAAACGGGCAUACCAACGCUUUCGUUGCAGAUGACUAGCGGAAAAAAUUGUGCUCAACAGGAGUAAGCGAUGGGAACGUAUCUGGUCAAGGGAAGCUUCGUAGUAUGCAUUGCUGCUGCGUUGACUCAUUACUACGGCCACUUGGAGACGGCAGGAGUGGCACUCAUGUACGUCGGCAUGGUGUCGCUCGGCGUGGUCCUAGGCUGCCGAAGUGUGCUUUGUGCCGACGACCAGUAUCCCGUUGUGUUAAGAGAACACGAGGGAAACCAUUUGUUGAAGCAGGUGCUACAGGAAAAAAUGAAGGAAUACAGCCGCAGUGCGGAUGGCUCCGAGAAGAGCAAGCACGUCGUCUUCUCUCGUACCGUGGACGCGAGGAUAAACGACAUGCUCGAUCUCGUCUUCAGAGAUUUCAUACUUCCCUGGUACAGGCACCUGGUGCCUGACCACCGUUGCUUCUGCAUGCUUCUCAGGGGGGAAGUGUGGCGCGUUCUUCGGAACCUCAAGGAUCGUUGCCACAGGAUUGACGAUGUCAAGCUGCUGACCGACCAGAUGGUUCGCAAGGUUCAGAAGCACUUUCAUGCUGCUCGAAUGGCUACUGGGGGGAAUGGGGAUAGGCGGCCGUUCCCGCUCAGCCCCUUCUUGGAAAGUGGCCAGCUCGAACUGGACCAUCUGCGACAGGUGGCCGACUUUGUGCUAGCUUUGCUGCUGCCAUCUGAGUAUGCCCUCUGCAUUUCUGUGCGCCAUCUGCUGCGUGAAAUCCUGGCCUGCUUGGUUUUCCAGCCAACGGUCGACCUGAUCACUGAUCCUGACUACAUCAACCAGAAGCUGAUUGCCUACCUUCAGUGGCUGCAAGCAGAGAAUGAGAAGCACAGUCGAACGUACGCUUAUGCCGAGACGUGGGAGGACUUUAUUUUUGUCAUCGAUACCUGCACUGACAUCCAGGACUUGAAACGUAUGCGAUUCAACAUCGUCUCGGAAAUUAUGCAAGCUACCACUGCUAACAACCUGAAGAAAGCACGUGGCAUCAGUGAAGAUAAGCAGUAUGAAGCACCAAGUACAGCCAAAGGGGACCUGCUGCAAUCGAGGAAUCUCUCCAAAUACAUCAAACAGCUGACGUAUGCUAAGGCACGGUGUGAAAAACAACUCAAGCUAGUCGGUGGCUUGGAAUAUUAUUCACCUUCUGAAGAGCAAGAAAGUCUUCCAGGACGCAAGGUGUUUGCAUUUUCGGUUCUCAUGGAGUCGCCCGUAUGUCGAGAGUACCUAGCCCGAUUCUUGCAAGGCGAAGAGGUGGGCAAGUCGCUGCUCUCGUUUUGGCAAGACAUAGAGAACAUGAAACUCUCCAGCAAAGACGAAUGGCAUCAGCUGGGCAACGAGAUUUACCAGACGUACAUCAAGCGUCCACGUCCAGGGAUACGGCUCUCAAAAGGUGUCCUCAAGGGCAUAGAGGCUUUCAUUAUGGCCAACAAGGGUCCUGAAGCAUUCCUGCAAGCUCAGAAGGAAGUGUAUCAGGCACUCGAAGAGCGGUAUUACCACUCGUUUCUGGUGAGCGAAGCUUACCAUAGCAUGGUGAUCGAGAUGCAGCACCUCCACCUGGACGUUGGCACCUGCAGAGAGGAUGAACAGAGCUGCUCAAGCGGCAGCCAGCAGGAAGAGUGUGUGCCACAGGAAUCAGCUGAGCCCACAGUGGAGGAGUGCUGGGCACAGAGGAAGAGCCAGCUGACACGGCUCGAGUCUCGGCUCGGUGAUAAACGUAGGGCUCUACAGGCACUGCAGGCCACGCCCAAUUCAGACCCCAAGAUGGUGAGAGUUCUGGAGAAAGAGAUGCAAGAAAUGCGUGCCAAGUGUGACCUGCUUACCGACCAACUGCAACGAGCAUAUGACUGGAUACAGGGCUUGGGAAAGUGGAUUGUCACCAUAAACGGCUCUCAG
Messenger RNA from Rhipicephalus sanguineus (brown dog tick), 2111 nucleotides. Its product is annotated as sorting nexin-25. Gene Ontology annotation, molecular function: phosphatidylinositol binding. Gene Ontology annotation, cellular component: intracellular membrane-bounded organelle. The record is from RefSeq and is a predicted model, not a curated record. NCBI's taxonomy places the organism in Eukaryota, Metazoa, Arthropoda, Arachnida, Ixodida, Ixodidae.